UUAUCGCAGUGAACGCACCCCCUCUUGCGUUAACCGUAGUUGUUAUGAAGGUUCUAUGAAUUUCGUCAAUUCUAACAUUUAAAUAUCUGAUAGAAUGACCAUGAUUUCAAAGGCUGCAGUGGGUAUAGCUGUUGGCAUUGCUGGAAUCUUUGUUGGCUAUUGCUUUUAUUUCGAUCAAAAGCGACGAAGCGAACCUGAUUUCAAAAAGAAACUUCGCGAGCGUAGAAAAGCUAGGAAACAAGCACAAAAAGCUGCCUCUAGAAUUCCAGACUUAAAAGACCAAGAAGUAGUCCAACGAUUCUUUUUACAGGAGGUGCAACUCGGGGAAGAAAUGUUAUCUUGCGGAGAUUUGGAAGGUGGAGUUGAGCAUUUAUCUAAUGCCGUUGCGGUCUGUGGCCAACCACAGCAGCUCCUUCAAGUUCUACAAAAAACACUGCCACCUCAAGUAUUUGAACUUCUUUUACAGCGAAUACAAUCAGCAGGCCAGAAACUCAUGACACAUGCUGUAGUGGCAGAAGAUGAUGUUGAGUAAUAUAAUAUCAAGUCUCGUUGGUUUUUUCAAAAUAAAAGUCAACAAUAGUAGAAAGAUAUGCUGUUUUUGCAUAAGAUAGUCACUUGUAUAGAUUUUAUGCAGGGUCCUCGGCCAUAAAUUACUUGAUAUCGCCAGCAUUUAACUUCUAUCUUCUUACGUUUUAGCCAUUCAAUGUAUUCAAAUAUACUUAUAAAAACGUUAGAACAAUUACAAGGUAAUGCUUCCUU
Molecule: messenger RNA, 759 nt
Organism: Orussus abietinus
Lineage: Eukaryota; Metazoa; Arthropoda; Insecta; Hymenoptera; Orussidae
Gene: Tom20
Product: mitochondrial import receptor subunit TOM20 homolog B
Exons: 4
Coding region: 95-532 (145 amino acids)
Biological process (GO): protein targeting; protein import into mitochondrial matrix; tRNA import into mitochondrion
Cellular component (GO): mitochondrial outer membrane translocase complex; mitochondrial outer membrane
Molecular function (GO): transmembrane protein transporter activity
Source: RefSeq, a predicted model, not a curated record